GUCACAGCUCACCGCACUCCUGGACCUCACCAUCACCAUAGCCUAUGGCCGGGCAGAUUAGGAAUGUGGGGCUUCCCCGGAUCACGGGAGAAGAGCCGCCCGCCGUGGUGCCACUCGGCCCGGGAGGAUGACGUCAUCGUUCGCUCAUUGUGACGUCACGGCCGCCGUCGGUCGGUCGGUCGGCGCGACGUGUGCUGCGCAGACGGCGCAGUGCACCUCGGUGUGUUGUGAGAGGAGGGUGUGGCAGACGAGCCUUUGAAUCGGUCACAGCUACAGGAGUUUUAGUGGAAGACUGUGGUGUGUUCUUAGGAGUUUCAUCGCCGGUAACCCAGAGAAAUCGCCAUGAGUAAGCCGUCGGCACCUUCCCACGACUACCAACAGCCGAGUCAGGGUCCUCCCAGCUAUAACCAGGCCAUCAGCGAGGGCGCCUCCCCACACCUUCCGCCAGGCCCGGCCAACUACAAGCCACCGGAGCAGCAGCCGAGUUCGUACGGCGGUUACGGACCUCCUCCGGGCGCCGCCGGCUACCCCCAGUACGGACAGCAGCCGUACGGCCAGUACGGGCCGCAGCAGCAACAGCAGCAGUAUGGCCAGUACGGGCCGCACCAGCAGCAGCAGCAGUACGGGCAGUACGGGCCGCCGCCAGGCGGAGUGCCGAUGGCAGUGCCGACGGCUACGGUGAUCCAGACGGUGCCGUACACGGGACCGAAUCCGACGCACAUGAUGUGUCCCCACUGCCACGCCGAGAUCGACACCAGCGUGCGCUCCUCGCCCAGCACAACGGCCUGGGUGUCCGGGCUGCUCAUCGCUCUGUUCGGUUGCUGGAUGGGCUGCUGCCUGAUCCCGUGCUGCAUGGAUGAGUGUAUGGACAAGGAGCACUACUGCCCCAACUGCAAGGCUUUCCUCGGACGGUAUCGCCGGUAGAGGCCGCAUCGCGGAUCGAAAACAACACGACAGUCCGCGCAGGUCUGCCAUCUGGCGGAGUUCACCGGAGCUGCAGCUUCGUCCUUUCGCCGCUACUGGCGCUGCUGUCGGCAUGACGGCGGGUGUUAGGCCCAGACUGAUGGUGCUUUGUGCUGAAUUUUGGUUUUAGCAAGUGAUUUAAUUUACUGGUUUGCUUUGGGUGUAUAACAUCUGGUUUGACUCUAUAAAUGUCCACUGGGUUUUGUUUGUAUCUGAAGAUCUAUCCAUCGUUUAGUUGAGAAAUUCGAUAUUUCUUUGCGACAGGCUCUUUCUGCGUGUGGUACUGAUCGGAAGAUGACUGAGAGGAUGCAUCGUAGUGUUUUCGUGUGUGAAUGCGGGAAGUCUUUGCGUGGUAGCCAAGAGUUGUUUGCAUCUGUCCCGUGUUGUCGGUUUGAGCUCGCUGACAGAAAAUUGUACAUUGUUUUGUUGGGCUGUAUAAUACCUUGUAACCGUUAGACUAUCGUUGUUGUAUCGUGCAAGCAUGACGUCCACGCCUAGCUUUUGCGAACAGUGAAGGCACUGAGCUUACCAUGAGAGGAUGGUUAUCAUUUUUGCGGCCGUAGUGCGCUAUUUGUAUGAGGCUGGUAGUUUUCGCUUUAUUUUUUGCCCGCCGAUUUGCUAUGCCGUUUUCUCGUGCCUUUAUUGGUAGAAUGAUGUCCGCUACCGUGGCGAAACAUGUCCAUGCGAUACAUUGAGGAUGAGCUCUGAGAAGCCGUCUGUAUCCGAGCUAGCUGGGCACUGGGUGGGUGACCGCAUUUAUAAGACCGCCUGUAUUUCACGUAGGUAGCUUGCUCGAACUUCGAAACAGUAAACCGGUCACAGACAUCCAGUGAACAGUCUAUGUCGUCCUGCGAUUUAUGUGGUGCGUUGGAUGGUCAGUUUCCUAUCCGGCCGUCGACUCUGCUUUGUAUCUUUGUGACACGGCCUCUGGGGGCGUGGGGCUGUAGCCAGGUGUGUGCCACGAGGUGUGCCUGUCCCCUGUGAACCGAUCAGCGCCGUGGAUAAAUAGGGGAGCGCUGUGCUGCACGGCGGUACGUCAUUACGACACGUUCCGCGGUGCCCGUCGCCCCCAGACGCGACCGACGUGUCCUGGCUGCAAUGUAUUUACGCUCGCUGGCUGUGCUGUGCGGGCGGCGGGCACGAUCUUUGUGGUGCUACCGUGCCGUGGCGCUGAGGUAUGUUGGGCAGCAUGGCUGUAUCGAAAGAUACAAUAAUUUCUGGUAAUACAUGUACACGUAUUCGUAAA
Amphibalanus amphitrite is the source of this 2209-nucleotide messenger RNA. Its product is annotated as lipopolysaccharide-induced tumor necrosis factor-alpha factor homolog. The transcript is spliced from 5 exons. The record is from RefSeq and is a predicted model, not a curated record. NCBI's taxonomy places the organism in Eukaryota, Metazoa, Arthropoda, Thecostraca, Balanomorpha, Balanidae. Bases 343 to 924 code for a protein of 193 amino acids. Gene Ontology annotation, molecular function: zinc ion binding.